Messenger RNA from Rotaria socialis, 1895 nucleotides. The record is from the annotation of a GenBank genome assembly. Lineage: Eukaryota; Metazoa; Rotifera; Eurotatoria; Philodinida; Philodinidae.
GCCAGUAUAGAUAGUAUAUCGACUGUAACUACACAAAACCGUUAUGAAAACUUGACUUCCUAUAUACCAUUUGAUGUAUCUCAACGAGCUCUACAAUACUGUAUAAAAAUGAAAUCGAUUCAAGAAAAUUUUUUUAUCCGGCGGGGUCCUUUAGUAUGAUCUGAUGCAAGAUUUCAGAGCGAAGAUUUUUUGUCUGAUGCUUAUAAGAUUUCGUUCGGAUUGCAAGAUCUUACGUCAGAUUUUUCGACCUGGGCAUAAGUGAUGGAAAAAAAACAAUCAGAACAUAUUUAUGUACUUCUAGUUGUGAUAUUUCACUUUAUCUCGAAUUGAAACGCUUACAAGAGUUUGAUCAAAAUGAUUUGAAAAGAUAUUAUGAAGCUAUUGAUAAAAGUAUCGAUACCAAAACAGAAUUUGAAGAUUUUCAUGAUGUUUAUCUCGUCUUGCGUUGUCAAAUCAAUGGUAAACCGGAAGAGAUUCCAUGUAAUAAUGCUCAACCUAUUCAUUUACCUAAACUUAUUUCAAAUCCAUGGACACGUGACAACACCUUGACUCGUUUUAGAUACGAUGCAGAAAAUCGUGAAAGUUCUGUUACAUGUGAAAUGAAGCUGCGCAGUGAUAGUAUUGCUUAUUUAAAUUCGUACAAAAUCGUUCUUUGUUUAACGACUAAUACAGUACCACCACGAAUGGAUUAUCAUGCCAUAAGAUGGGCUUGUAAAAUUAAACCUAGAACAUCGAAAAGAAAACAAUCUCAAGCACUUACAGAUAAAGAAUCACUAUAUUGGUUGCACCAUCCAACUGGCAUUGUUAUUGCGCAUGUUCACGGAACUGAACUAAGAUUCACUCCUGCACUACUUCAAUCACCCGACAAUGUAAAUUUUGUACGUUCUGUUUAUGAACCUUCUGGCUUUCGAUGCACAUUAGAAAAUUCAAGUAGUGUUAAUAGUUCAUUCACUAUAGCAGUAAUUAAAGCGGUAGAUUAUCGAACUCAUAUGAUAGCUCGUAGAACAAAUGAGAAUAUUUUACGAUAUUUACCAUUCAAUGAAUUGCGAGAUGUUGACAGAGAUUUAACAGCAGGAUCCGAACACAUUAGUGCAAGUCUUAAAGCUCACAGAGAUGAAGUUAAUAAACAAUUGAUUUUAAGCGAUGAAAAUGACACGGGAACUUAUAGUCAAUCUCAUGUUCGACUUUAUGCUGCGGCUUAUACUAAUGAUGAUGUUCUCUUGACAGAAACAUUACAUCCACCGAUACGAAAUAGUAAAGUGUAUGAUCCAUUACGUAUUCAAAAAAUAGUUCAACCUAAAAAUGAGUUAUGUGCAAAUGAUUUGGUAUAUGUCUAUUAUAAUCAUGCUUGCAAUGGAUCAAAUGCAGAAAACGGUCCAUGUCUAUAUGAUUUUGAGUUAUGUUUUGCACCUGCAUCGAAUAUUUUGAACGAGAAUGACAUCUUACGAUUAUUCGAUAAACCACACAUGUGUAUCAGAGCUUCUUACGUUACUGAUUGUCCAGCUCUAUUACAGUUUAAAAUACUAGACGAUCCUACUCAUAAUGAAUAUCGAACAUAUAUUCGUCUUCGCCACGCAAAAUCUAAAGAUUAUAAUCCAAGUCCUAUAGCACUAAUUGAUGGCAAUCCAUGGAAAUAUUAUGCAGAUCCAAUGUCAGUUGUAGAUAGUGAUGAUUUAAAUGAAUUGGUUCAUAAAUCGGAAACUGCUCCAACCACUGAGUGCGAUACCAUUCUGGAAACACAACCUUUCCAUUCAGCUAUACCAUUGCUAAAUCCUAGUAUUAUUUCAGCUGAUGCUGAUGAACAUAGUAAUCACUCUACUCAAACUUUGAAUACACCUGAUCUCGAACACGGAUCAACGACGCACAAAAGAUUUUUUCCUGGCGACGCCACAUGA